AUGUGGGAUUCGUUCAGUACGGGUGUGGUCUCUACACCGCGUGCCAAUACCACCGACCUGGGCCCCGAAGUAGCACGCAACAUCACCCACGAGAUCUGUCUCACGACGACGAAUCCGAGCCAUUCGGUACCCGACAGUAGCAAGGGCCAAGUCGUUUGCGCAGGCGUUUGGAAAGACUUCGCGAAGGGAGCAUCCAUGGCAGGCAUAUAG
Molecule: messenger RNA, 210 nt
Organism: Cercospora beticola
Lineage: Eukaryota; Fungi; Ascomycota; Dothideomycetes; Mycosphaerellales; Mycosphaerellaceae
Source: RefSeq, a predicted model, not a curated record